Mastomys coucha (southern multimammate mouse) is the source of this 1763-nucleotide messenger RNA. It is a transcript of the gene Suv39h2, whose product is annotated as suppressor of variegation 3-9 homolog 2. The coding region runs from base 311 to 1759 and encodes 482 amino acids. Gene Ontology annotation, cellular component: nucleus. Gene Ontology annotation, molecular function: zinc ion binding; histone H3K9 methyltransferase activity; protein binding. The record is from RefSeq and is a predicted model, not a curated record. NCBI's taxonomy places the organism in Eukaryota, Metazoa, Chordata, Mammalia, Rodentia, Muridae. The transcript has 6 exons.
GUGGCUAGCAGGUCUUUGUGAAGAGCCUCGAUGCAUCUCCUGGGAAUCCUGGCAAGCAUCCUCCGAAGUCAAAGCCAGUAACUCGCCCCCCGAAGGGCGGGGCCAGUUUCCAGGGCUAAGCUCCGCCCCCGCCCGCCCCACCGCGCGGCGCAGGCGCGGUGGCCACCAGGGCGGGGCUCGGCCUCCAUGACGUCAGAACGCCUCGCUCCUUACAGCCUCCCAGCUCCGAGUCCCUCGCGGGCCGGGGCGGGGCAGGCAGCCCUCUGAGUUAUUCCGGUGACCGCGCCAGUUUGAAUGAAAUCUCCGCAAGAUGGCGGCGGCCAGGGCCAAGGCACGGAGCGGUGAGGCCGGAGCGCAGUGUCACCGGGCUCCAGGUCCGCCCCCGAGGCCCAAGCCCAGGCGGACGGCGAGACGCCGCUGCGCGGACACCCUGAUGGCGCGACGCUCGCGGCCGUGUGAGGGCGGGAGACGCGCCGGCGUCGGCGCCGACCGCGCGAGGUGCGGAGCUCCGCGGGCCGCGGUCCUUGGUGACGAGUGUGCACGAGGUGCCUUAUUCAAGGCCUGGUGUGUGCCUUGCCUAGUUUCACUUGAUACUCUCCAGGAAUUAUGUAGAAAAGAAAAGCUCACAUGUAAAUCGAUUGGAAUCACCAAAAGGAAUCUAAACAAUUAUGAGGUGGAGUACUUGUGUGACUACAAGGUAGCAAAGGGUAUGGAAUAUUAUCUUGUAAAGUGGAAAGGAUGGCCUGACUCUACAAACACCUGGGAGCCCUUGAGGAACCUCAGGUGUCCACAGCUCCUGCAGCAGUUCUCUGUUGACAAGAGCACUUACUUAUCUCAGGAAAGGAAACACAAAGCUGUUGCUUCAAAAAACAACAAAUCCUUGCGACCUGCAGUUGCUGAGUACAUUGUACAGAAAGCUAAGCAAAGAAUAGCUCUGCAGAGAUGGCAAGAUUACCUCAACAGAAGAAAGAACCACAAAGGGAUGAUAUUUGUUGAAAAUACUGUUGACUUGGAGGGCCCGCCUUUAGACUUCUACUAUAUUAACGAAUACAGGCCAGCUCCUGGGAUCAACUUAAACAGUGAAGCUACCUUUGGAUGCUCAUGUACAGACUGCUUCUUUGAAAAGUGUUGUCCUGCUGAAGCUGGAGUUGUUUUGGCUUAUAAUAAGAACCAACAAAUUAAAAUCCAGCCAGGCACUCCCAUCUACGAAUGCAACUCAAGGUGUCGAUGUGGACCUGAUUGUCCCAAUAGGAUUGUACAAAAAGGCACACAAUAUUCACUGUGCAUCUUUAGAACUAGCAAUGGCUGUGGCUGGGGUGUAAAAACCCUUGUGAAGAUUAAAAGAAUGAGUUUUGUCAUGGAAUAUGUUGGAGAGGUGAUCACAAGUGAAGAGGCCGAGAGACGGGGACAGUUCUAUGACAACAAAGGGAUCACCUACCUCUUUGAUCUGGACUAUGAGUCUGAUGAGUUCACAGUGGAUGCAGCUCGAUAUGGAAAUGUAUCUCAUUUUGUGAAUCACAGUUGUGACCCAAAUCUUCAGGUGUUUAGUGUUUUCAUCGAUAACCUUGAUACUCGGCUGCCCAGGAUAGCAUUGUUCUCUACAAGAACCAUAAAGGCUGGAGAAGAGCUGACUUUUGACUAUCAAAUGAAAGGUUCUGGAGAAACAUCUUCAGACUCUAUUGACCACAGCCCUGCCAAAAAAAGGGUCAGAACCCAAUGUAAAUGUGGAGCUGAGGCUUGCAGAGGUUACCUCAACUGAAGUU